GGAAAACAAUCUAAAAGGAAACGAAAUUCAACAGAGUGACGAAUUGAUAUUUGACGAAGUGAGCGCAUUCUCACAAGCUCCUCCUAGAAUUGUGCUCUGUCUCAUCCAUACAAACAAAAGGCCAGGCCAGAAUCCAGAUGCAAGUUUUUAUGCUAGGAUUUCAGCUGUCUGGGGUCUUGAAUCUCAAGGCUGUGCACGAAACGAAUGUUUAUGCUGUAACAACUGGAUGCUCUAAGCAAAGAUUACCUCAUGUUUUGACUGUUGCGGGAUCGGAUUCCGGAGCUGGUGCUGGAAUCCAGGCUGACCUUAAAGCUUGUGCUGCUCGUGGAGUGUACUGUUCUACUGUAGUGACUGCUGUCACUGCACAGAACACUGUAGGGGUUCAGGGUGUGAACAUUGUUCCAGAGAGAUUUGUGUCAGAGCAGUUGCAAUCUGUCCUCUCGGACAUGAAUGUCGAUGUUGUAAAAACAGGCAUGCUUCCCACCGUGGGCAUAGUGAAAGCGCUCUAUGACCGUUUGAAGCAAUAUCCAGUUCAAGCUCUGGUGGUUGACCCGGUCAUGGUAUCAACUAGUGGCGAUGUGCUGGCUGGUCCUUCUGUUCUGGAUACGUUUAGGGACCAGCUUCUCCCCAUGGCUGAUAUAGCAACUCCUAAUCUUAAAGAGGCUUCUGCUUUACUUGGUGGCAUACGUCUGCAAACAGUGUCUGACAUGCGUUCUGCUGCGAAGUCCAUACAUAAUAAUAUGGGUCCAAGAAAUGUGCUUAUCAAAGGUGGUGACCUCCCAGCUUCAUCAGAUGCUGUAGAUAUUUUCUUUGAUGGUGUGGAGUUCUAUGAGCUGCGGUCCUCAAGGAUACAAACUCGAAAUAGUCAUGGAACCGGUUGUACUUUGGCUUCUUGUAUAGCAGCUGAACUAGCAAAAGGCUCUCAGAUGCUGCCAGCUGUUAGGGUUGCAAAACACUAUGUUGAGACUGCAUUGGAUUAUAGCAAAGAUAUCCUCAUUGGAAAUGGGCUUCAAGGUCCUUUUGACCACCUAUGUAAGCUUAAACGGAACAUUCGAAAUUCAAGUAAACCACAACGAUUUGAUCCAGAUGAUCUCCUUUUGUAUGCCGUGACAGACUCACGGAUGAAUAAUAAAUGGGGUCGCUCUAUCACAGAUUCUGUUAGAGCUGCCAUAGAGGGUGGUGCCACCAUAGUACAGCUAAGGGAAAAAGAUAUUGAGACGAGCAACUUUCUAGAAGCAGCAAAAAAAAGCCUGGAAGUUUGCCGUUCACAUGGUGUACCUCUAUUGAUAAAUGACCGUAUAGAUAUUGCUCUUGCUUGUGAUGCAGAUGGCGUGCAUGUCGGCCAGUCAGACAUGCCUGUACAUGUUGCUCGCUCUCUUCUGGGGCCAGAAAAGAUUAUUGGUGUAUCUUGCAAAACACCAGAACAAGCUCAUCAGGCCUGGGUUAAUGGUGCUGAUUACAUAGGUAGCGGUGGCGUGUACUCAACCAAUACAAAAGCAAACAAUAUAACUAUAGGUUUAGAUGGCCUUAAAACUGUAUGCCUGGCAUCCAAGUUACCGGUGGUUGCCAUUGGAGGCAUUGGUCCUUCAAAUGUUCGUGCAGUGAUGGAACUAGGUUUGGAAAAUUUGAAAGGUGUUGCAGUUGUAUCUGCACUAUUUGACAGGGAAUGCAUCGCCUCUGAGGCACAAAAUUUACAUACAUUGGUAUCGGAGACCAUGAAGGCGACCUCAGUAUUUCAUGAUUAGAAACAGAACCAUGUAAAUUUUAAGAGGCUCGAGCAUUCUGACAUGGAUGUUGUGGCAUCUUUGAGGAUUUUUACGUAUAAUUUUUCAUUCUAUUAUAUACAUUUCCUUUUAUGCA
Molecule: messenger RNA, 1860 nt
Organism: Daucus carota subsp. sativus
Lineage: Eukaryota; Viridiplantae; Streptophyta; Magnoliopsida; Apiales; Apiaceae
Product: thiamine biosynthetic bifunctional enzyme TH1, chloroplastic
Exons: 10
Coding region: 138-1745 (535 amino acids)
Biological process (GO): thiamine biosynthetic process
Cellular component (GO): chloroplast
Molecular function (GO): phosphomethylpyrimidine kinase activity; thiamine-phosphate diphosphorylase activity; hydroxymethylpyrimidine kinase activity
Source: RefSeq, a predicted model, not a curated record